Suillus paluster is the source of this 3371-nucleotide messenger RNA. Its product is annotated as fungal-specific transcription factor domain-containing protein. The coding region runs from base 202 to 3270 and encodes 1022 amino acids. The transcript has 13 exons. Lineage: Eukaryota; Fungi; Basidiomycota; Agaricomycetes; Boletales; Suillaceae. Gene Ontology annotation, biological process: DNA-templated transcription; regulation of DNA-templated transcription. Gene Ontology annotation, molecular function: zinc ion binding; DNA-binding transcription factor activity, RNA polymerase II-specific; DNA binding. The record is from RefSeq and is a predicted model, not a curated record.
AGCCUCGAACAUGAACGGUAAAUGUGAGAGCGGAAGCAAACUUACGUAAAUCGCUGUAAUUCCAUUUCGAUGAAAGACUUAAAGUCAGGGACGGACACAAAUGUAGGUUAUUGACCUCCGCAACCUUUCUUUUUCUUUCUCCUUAACUGCAGCCCAGUUUUACGCGUCUUCGUUGCCCCCCAGACGCCCAGGUCUAAAAUUAUGCCUCAAGCAUCCCGUGGAAAUGCUCGUCAGCCUGACUCCAGGGAGGCCCAAAAGGCUAUCGACAAGGAGCAGAAGAGAAGCCGAGGCGCUAUGUCCUGCGCCGAGUGUAGAAGGCUCAAAUUGAAAUGCGACAAAACUGUCCCGUGCUCUUCAUGCAAACGCAGAGGCUGCCCGGCUAUCUGUCCUAAUGGCUCUCUCACGACUGGUCAGGGAACUCGGUUUGUGCUAGCAGAUACAGAAAAAUUGCAUCAAAAGAUUGCACAAAUGAGUGACAGGAUUCGUCAACUUGAAGACGCACUUGCUAUUGUGCAAACCAGUCCUAGCGAACAGCACCCUCUUCUGCAUCGAGAUCUCCUGGACAUUAAGUCAAUCAUAGAUUUGCAUGCUGCCGUGGAUGAGGAAACGGCAGGUAAAUCCAAAAAUGAAGUCGAUGAUGACUCGCAAUACAUCGAAUCUUUUGGGACGCUCGCCAUACGGGACGAUGGAGCUGCAACCUUUUAUGGCCCAUCAGCCGGAUCUGAGAGCUUGCUCAUUGGAGAGUCUGCCGUACCACCUGCAACUAAUUUUAGUCCAGGUGACAGAUCGCAGCAUAAUGAACGUCUACCUUCCGCUGUCAGGCAUCUGUCAAAGUCUUUCCCUUUGGCUCCAGUGUUUACCGACGAGGUUGAUUUUAACUACCUCAUUCAAAAUUAUCUACCUCCUUGGCAUCGUGCUCGCCACUUGAGUGAACUGUAUCUGCAGCAAGCACCGUGGUUCUUCGGAGCGGUAACAAAGCGACAACUGAUGGAGGAGAACCUUCCUUUGUGGUACGCGGAGGCGGCAGAUCUCAUCUAUCCGGGUUCUGUGGCGCCGCCGGUGACAUCGGAGAAUGAGGCAAAUGAUGCUUUGAGCAAAGGUCCUCAUGAGCUCGCGUUGAUGUUUGUGAUCUUCUGCUUCGGAGCACUGACGGACCAUAGAUUACCCCCUGCGCCAGACAACGAGGAAGCCGACAUGUAUUUCAAGCUGACGCGCGCUGCCUUAAACUUGGAGCCUGUACUUGACCGCCCACCAUCAGUGGCAACCAUUCAAACGCUGGCUUUACUCGCAAUUUAUCAAGGCCUUUGCAGCGGAGAAAACAGCAUCGAGAGCACCUGGGGAAUCUUUGGACUCGCAACGAAGUUGGCUCAGAGUAUUGGACUGCACCGUGAUUGUGCCCGCUGGCAACUACCUACGCAAGAGGUACAAAAGCGCCGUGCGCUGUUCUGGGAGCUUUUUAUCACAGAUGGGUGGCAGUCCUUAGCCACAGGUCGUCUUGCUACGUUUUAUCUGCCUUUCGUAGACUGCGAGCUGCCCAACGAUCCUGAUUCCACGGUUGAUGAAGAUGGAAGUAUUUUGCUAAGCUUCCCGGCGUGGAAGGCUCGCUUUGGUUUCCAAUGCAUAUCUACAGUCAUCCAACAUGCACAGACAGCAAAGGUGCCAAAAUAUUCUGUUAUCAUUGAACUGGAUCGCAAGAUUCGCGACAUGGAGCUCCCAAAAUAUGCUCAACGGCCUCCCAGAGAAGGCGCUGAACUUGCGGAAGCAAUGAAGCAUUACAUGCCCCGUAACUACCGGCACCUUACCCUGCUAUAUGUUCAUCGAUGCUUUUUUGCGGAAGCUGUAUCAAACAAUCCCACAAACCCCAUGAACAGCCCAUACGCACCAUCGUUCCUUGCAGGAUAUCGCAGUGCCUGUGAACUGAUUAGCGACGUCCGUACGCAGUUCGACUUGUUCCCAGCACAGAUCGCCCGCUUCUGGGUUCUAUGGACCCACGCGUUCUCCUCGUCCGUGAUGCUAUCUUCCGUCGUCACGCAUGCAUCCGGAAGCGGUUCUCGAUCCAAGAUCACCACUGCAGCCUUGACCGAACUGCGACGCGCUGUUAACCUUUUCAAGGAAGCAUCUGCUUUUGGCGGUCGAGCUGGAAAAUUCCUUCCUAUCCUUGAGAGGCUGUUACAGAAAGCUGAGCAAGCAUACAGUACUGCCACUCCUAGCGUGACUCGACGAGAUAUUUUCUCGGGCACGGGUCCAACGAAGCCCAAGGAUGAACUUUCGAUUUUCAGAGGUCAAAUAAACAAGGUUGUCACUAAGGCCCCCGUGACACCUUCUUCAGGACGAGCCAGCCAUACACCACCUGCAAGUAGCACAUCAAAUCCUAGUCAAUCUCCGCUGUUGCAGGGAGAAGCGGCUCCCCCACAGGCAUUUAGCAACAUUCACCCGUCGCUGCGCGAGCAGUGGAGCAGGUUCGAGGGCGAUCUCAAUGCUCAGCUUCAUAAUGCGCAACGAGACGCGUAUUACACCGAAGACGACGCUUUCAGUGUGCCCGCGCAUGCCGAAGAAUUACGCGGAAUGGCCACUGCGCAGGAGGGCCCAUCACAGGCGCAGUCGGUCCAGCAGCAGCAGCAUUAUCCAGUUACACAGCCGCCGCAAGGAUACCAUGAUCACUUUUCCGCCCCAUCCCAUGGUUUUUCCCAGCCGGUCGAGGCACAGACCCCCUACCAAAACGAGAGCCAGCGCAGGGAAUCUGCGUACUCGUCUGGCAGUCAAGGUCAACACUAUCAGCAUGAGCCUCAGUACGCUCAGCCGUUGCCACAAUCCCACCAUCACCAGCCUGAUCGUACACAAUACCAUCCGGACCCUCAUCAGCAACAUCCCCAACAGCAGCAGCAGCAACAACAACAACAUCACCAUCAUCCUGACCCACAGCACCAACACCAGCACCAGCAAUACUACAGCCAAGAACAGCCUGGUUUUUACACUCAUGUUCCAUAUCAGUCAUCAUCGUCCUUCAGUACUGCAGACCCGCGCGCUCCUGGUGACUACAAUGCAGAACCUUCCCAAUCAUAUUGGCAAUCUACGCAGCAGUCGUAUCAGGCGCAGGAAAGCACUGUGUAUUACCAGUCCUCACACUACGACAAUCAGUACCGAACAUCCCAGCAAUACCAAGCUCCUGCACCCGCUGCAGAAUACCCGUCGGUUACCCAGCAGCACCAUUUGCAAGAGACGUGGCAGUCAUUUAAUGUUUACGUCGGUUCGUCGCGUCCGCUGACGUAGAGCACGCUCCUGUUCCUUCGGAUCCGUAUUGGCCACGCUGUCCCAGUGCUUUCGUUUGGCUCUCAUUGCUACUUAGCAUUAUUUCCUCAUUCUGCUUAGUU